Emiliania huxleyi CCMP1516 is the source of this 588-nucleotide messenger RNA. RefSeq lists its product as hypothetical. Lineage: Eukaryota; Haptophyta; Isochrysidales; Noelaerhabdaceae. The record is from RefSeq and is a predicted model, not a curated record. The annotation marks the transcript as partial. Gene Ontology annotation, molecular function: protein binding. The transcript is spliced from 2 exons.
AUGUCUCGCGCCGCUCCGCUCGUGGCCGCCGCCUCCCCUGUCAAUCCCGCCGCCUCCCCUGUCAUCCCGCCGCCCGCACCACCGCCGCCACCGCCUCGCGCCUCGCCGCCGCCGCCACCGACCGCCCUCCCGCCUGCGCCGCUGAGCGCGCGCCCGGAGGUCAUUCAAAAGUUCCGUGACGGCGACCUCUGCGACGUCGAGCUUCAGCCAGCCUACGGGCCAGCCGUGCGGGCACACAGAAUCAUCCUGGUCGGAGUGAGCCAAUACUUUAAGGCGCUCUUCUCGGGCACGUGGUCGGGAAGCGGUUCGCACGAUCUCUCUGCCCUCUCUCCCGCUUGCCUCCACGCCUGCCUCGAGUUUGCGUACACCGGCGAGGCGGAGGUGGCGGAUGAGGCGGCGCUUUCCGAGUUGGUUGAGGGCGCAUCGUACUUGCAGAUGGACGAGCUACUGGUCUCAGCGUCGGAGGCGUACGAGGCGCGCCUCUCCGCAAAAAACGCCCUCGCCGUCUGGCAGCUUGCAGAGGCGAUCGGGCGGCUGCCGCGGCUCGCAGAGGCGUCAGCCUGGGUGGCGAGAGUAAACUUUGGCGAG